AUGGGCAUAGGUUGUGCGUUGCUGGUAGGAAUGGCUGCAACGAGUGGACUAGGCACCGGCUUCUGCGAGCUGCCAGCAGAACUGGUCGAGUAUCUGGAGCCAUGGGAGAAAGCGGCGAAGAAGUCCAUGCCGGAGCUACAGCCAGGGCCAGAGCUCCUCUCGUGCUUGCGCGCCGUGCAGCAGGUUCUUCGAAGCGCUUGUGUGGCAGUCGAGCGAGAAGUGGCCGUAACGGAGCGUCCAUGGCAGGACUUCAGUGCAGCCUGGGAUGCCUACCAGAGUAACCUUCUGCGAGGUGCUUCCUCGGGCUGCAAGCAUCCCCGCAUGCUUGCCGCUGUGCUCCCUGGCGUGUCUGAACAAUUUUCGAUGCUGGCCAGGGAGAGUCCAUCGAGGCGGUGGCUGUAUUCCUUUCAGAGCACAUGGCGCCUGGCCUUGAAGUUCCUCGAGUUCUUGCAGGUAAUGUCAUUGGAUGGCUUUGACUGGAUGUCAGACGUCGCGUAUGGUCUUCAUCGACGAGCUUUCCGGAAGGAAGGCCAAAAGUUUGUACCCUGGGCCUCAGUGGCCAGGGCGGCUCCGACUUUCAAGGUAGCAGGACUUGCUGGGGCGUGGACCAUGGGCGACGGGGCUUUUCGUGGUGCGGCGCUGCGCCACGAUCUGCCUGCAAACCGAGUCGUGGAUGCGGCCGUACGAAGCCGUAAGGCCAAUCUGCCCUUUCGCAUGGUGGAAGUUGGCGUGUUCAAGGGCAACCUCACGCAGCACGUCUGGCAUCGAGCAGCACGGCGUCCAGGUGCUUUUGAACUCCACCUGGUCGACCAUUGGGGGGCCGCCGAUCGGCCGAUGGGCGUAGCCAGCCAGGCCGUGGGCACUGGUUCUGACAUGGGUGGCCAAAGCAACGCUUCCCUUAUGCGCUCCGUCUGGCGAUCCUUCGGACGCGCUGGAGCUCGGAGGAUGGAGGUGCCGCACUGGCAAGGCUCGAGACAGGCCUGUGCCGCAUUGAAUGAAGCCAAAGCGCGCUUCCGCGCUGACGUGCUCUUCCACCGCAGCACAAGCGUUGGCCCAUCCAGGUGUUUCGAGGACGAUAGUCUCGACCUUGUCUACAUUGAUGCUGAUCACAAGUGGUGGAGCGUAUUGCAAGAUUUGAGCGCCUGGUGGCCCAAAGUCCGGCCCGGUGGACUCAUGAUGGGGCAUGACUUCCAUUUCAACACGCUGAUGGAGCGGGAAGAGCUGGCUGGAGGCAGCAUCAACGAUGUGCCCAUCGCAGUUGCGGCUUUCUUCCGUGCUCCAUUGCAAGUGCUGUUGCACAGUGGAUUCGUGUGGUCAGUCCAGAAGCCGACAAAUUUCGCUACGAAUGUUUCCGAGGUCGCUCUGCAGCGACAGGAGCUGUGUGAUUUGCUGCGGAGUCGGCUGAAGCCCCACGCCACCUUCGAGAUAUGCGACUUGAAAGCGUGA
Molecule: messenger RNA, 1446 nt
Organism: Symbiodinium sp. CCMP2456
Lineage: Eukaryota; Dinophyceae; Suessiales; Symbiodiniaceae
Source: the annotation of a GenBank genome assembly